Molecule: messenger RNA, 1622 nt
Organism: Beta vulgaris subsp. vulgaris (sugar beet)
Lineage: Eukaryota; Viridiplantae; Streptophyta; Magnoliopsida; Caryophyllales; Amaranthaceae
Product: phospholipase A1-Igamma3, chloroplastic
Exons: 1
Coding region: 95-1585 (496 amino acids)
Biological process (GO): lipid metabolic process
Molecular function (GO): glycerophospholipase activity
Source: RefSeq, a predicted model, not a curated record
UCUAAAAGAAACCAUAUCAAAACAUACCACAAAGUCACAAACAUAAAACAACUACUACCAUCUUUACCUUAGACCUUCUGAAGGUUUAAGCACCAUGAAGGCAAUCCAACCCACCAUCAACCACUGCAUCCCAACCACUAGCCGCCUUCCGCUAAUUCGAGCUCGACAAGGAGUUCUCUUCGACACUCAACGAUUUUCAAAGGAGUCAAAUCCGGCAACUCGUUUAGCCCAAUCACUUACCCAAAAGCUCCAUCUCCAAAUUGAAUCCAUACAUGCCCAAAAAACUAUAACUCAAUCAAAUUUGAGUUCUAUUUUAGAAGACAAAAGUAACACUCCUAUAGAUUCCCCUAAGGAGGAUAUCUCAGAGAAGUGGCAAGAAUUUCAUGGUUUUAAUGAUUGGGACUCUCAUCUAGACCCUCUACAUCCUUCCCUAAGGCGAGAGCUAGUCAAAUAUGGUGAAUUCGCCCAAGCAACAUACGAUGCAUUCGAUUUUGAUCCAUACUCUGAGUAUUGUGGGAGUUGUAGGUACAACCGAAACAAACUCUUUGAGAAGGUUGGCCUUACUAGACACGGAUAUAAUGUAACCAAGUAUAUUUACGCGACAUCUCAAAUCGAUUUGCCUCAAUGGCUAGAGAAGUCCCAAGUGGCUGAGACUUGGAGUACACACUCCAAUUGGAUGGGAUUCGUAGGGGUGAGCGAUGAUGAGGAGUCGCAACGCAUUGGAAGGAGAGACAUUGUUGUAGCAUGGCGAGGGACAGUGUCAGUAUCAGAGUGGUACGAGGAUCUACAAAGGAAUUUGGAGAGGUUUGGACAUGGAGAUGCAAAAGUUGAGGAAGGUUUCUUAAGUAUAUACACCUCAAAAUGCCAAUCUUCAAGGUACAACAAAACAAGCGCCUCAGAGCAAGUGAUGACAGAGUUAGCAAGGCUCAUACAUUUCUACAAGAAAAGAGGGGAAGAAGUUAGCCUUACAAUAACAGGGCAUAGCUUAGGUGGUGCCUUGGCUCUGCUUAAUGCAUAUGAAGCGGCUGCAAUAUUUGUUAAUGUUCCAAUUAGUGUCAUCUCUUUUGCUGCUCCUAGAGUUGGAAACUCGGGUUUUAGAGACGAGUUACACGAGCUAGGUGUGAAGACAUUACGCGUUGUGAUCAAACAAGAUGUUGUUCCUUGGAUGCCAGGCAUGGUCUUCAACGAGCGUCUACAAAACUUCGAAGAGAUAACGAGGGGACUAGAAUGGGUAUAUACUCAUGUGGGUGUUGAGUUAAGACUUGAUGCGAGGUCAUCUCCUUAUUUGAAACGAGGUUUACAAUUGCAAGGACAUCAUAUGCUAGAGACUUACCUUCAUUUGUUGGAUGGAUUUGGAAGUUCUAAACUGCCUUUUAGGCAUAAUGCUAGAAGAGAUAUUGCUUUGGUGAAUAAAGAGUGUGAUUUGUUGAUUAAUGAGCUGAGAAUACCACCUAGGUGGUACCAAGCUUCUAAUAAAGGGCUAGUUCAAAAUGCUCAUGGGAGGUGGGUUAAACCUAAGAGAGAUCCAGAAGAUAUACCAUCCCCUACUUGUGAACCACAUUACCAUCAUGUACUUGCCUACUAACAAUCAAUAUAUAAAUGUACAUAUCAAGUUUUCGUAA